AUGGGCUGCGGCAUCCGCGGCCUCGUGGCUUUGGAUGACCGCCGAAAGUUGCCCUGGGCAGCUUCUCCCGAGUUGCGACAGGCUGUCACGGACCACAUGCACACAGUGGCCACAGUGGACAUCCUUUGUGCUGCCGAGAACGCUCCUUCUUUCCGCUUGACAGGCGCCUGUGACGUCGGCUGUGCUUUGUCGCCGCUGCUCAGCGAAGCUGACUGGACCCGCACCUUCCAAGAGGAUCCGGAGCUGGCGAGCCGGAGGGCCUUGUACUCAUCCGCUGAGACUCGCACGCUGGACGCCGGCCAUUUCGACGUAGGCAUUUCCUGCGUCUGGGAUGUGAGCCUCAAGAUUCAACAACUCCUUGCAGGCGAAAAAAGGAGCGAGCGAGAUGUGAGAGCCGAGCGCAAUGCAGAGCUGUGCCCCGUUCAGUGCCCUCGGUGCCCUCAGUGCCGGUGCUCGCGCCCUGAGCUGUGCAGCCGCUUUGCUUUGAGGGCGUUCUUGGUGCCCGUCAACAUGACAGGUGUUGAGCGAACCCAGAGCAGAUGGCACGACUCAUUUGUCUCCUGA
Messenger RNA from Effrenium voratum, 564 nucleotides. NCBI's taxonomy places the organism in Eukaryota, Dinophyceae, Suessiales, Symbiodiniaceae. The record is from the annotation of a GenBank genome assembly.